CGUCAUGACGUCAUCACGACCCGCGCCGGAGGAAGAUAAACAAAAAGGGACGGAAGGACGCGUCGCGGCAAAACAAACCGGUUCAAAUUAUAAUCAUAAGGAACAUAUUUAUUAAUAUAAAAUCAUAUUUAUCAUCUGAACUAGCAUGGAGGAGGACAUCGCGUUCCGCAUCAGCGCCUUCUCCGCCCGGGGCGGGAGGCGCUACAUGGAGGACGUGUUCCAGGUGAGGGUCGAACCGGAGGAGCCCCCCGGGUCUCGGGGUGUGGAGGACCCCCCGGGUUCCGGGAUCGGAGAGGACCCCCCAGGGUCCCGGACCGGAGGGGACCCGGUAGUGCAGGACCCUGAACCAGAGGACCAGGAAGGAGGUGGGAAGCAGCCCAUGACAGUAGGUCCACCACACCGGACUUCUCCGCAAACCGCGCAAACGCCCCUUGGGCCGGUGUCCGCCGUGUGGGUGGAGAACACCUCCACGGGGGGCCAGGGACCUGAGACCCCCUCCACGGGGGGCACCGCACACACCACGGUCCACACGAGCCGGUCCGUGGCGUUCUUCGCGGUGUUUGACGGCCACGGGGGGCAGGAGGCGGCGCACUUCGCCCGGGACCACCUCUGGGACCUCCUGAGGACCCAGAGGGGCUUCUGGUCCCUGGACAACGAGGAGGUCUGCGCCGCCCUACGUAAAGGAUUCAUCGCCUGCCACCACGCCAUGUGGAAAAAACUGCCGGAGUGGCCCAAGACCCCCACAGGCCUGCCCAGCACCUCAGGAACCACGGCCAGCGUGGUGGUGAUCCGGGGGACCCAGAUGUACGUGGCGCACGUGGGCGACUCUGCGGUGGUGGUGGGGGAGCGGGACGAGGACUCGGACGUCCGGCUGAAGGCGCUGGAGGUGACGCAGGAUCACAAGCCGGAGGUCCCGGAGGAGCGGGAGCGGAUCGAGAGGCUGGGGGGCAGUGUGAUGAAGAAGUCUGGGGUGAACCGGGUCGUGUGGAAGAGACCCCGUCUGACCCACAACGGACCGGUCCGCCGGAGUACGGUCAUAGACCAGAUCCCCUUCCUCGCGGUCGCCCGGGCCCUCGGAGACCUCUGGAGCUACGACUUCUACAGCGGGGAGUUCGUGGUCUCCCCCGAGCCCGACACGGCCGUGGUGACCCUUGACCCCACGCGCCACCGCUACGUCAUCCUGGGCAGCGACGGCCUGUGGAACAUGAUGUCCCCCAAGGACGCCGUCAACAUGUGCUACAGCCACGACAAGAUGGUGGGCCCCAGGGGCCAGUCGUGCGCGGCGCGGCUGGGCCGCACGGCGCUGGUGUUCUGGAAGCAGAGGAUGCUGCGGGCAGACAACAUGACGGUGCUGGUGCUGGCCCUCCAGGAGCGCGGUGGGGCCCCCCUGCCCAUGCACCAGGACGAGGUGGUGCUGGACCUGGCCGCGGGGGCCCGCAACGGCCCCUACCCCGGCUCGCCCCCCGCCAGCGGCUGUAAAGACAGACAGAACUCUUGGCUGAAGGGCCAGCAGACGGAGGAGGAGGAGGAAGCCAUGUUCUUUGAGGAAGAGGAGGAUAUUUGUGGUGAUGGACACAAUGAAGAUUGGACAUGUCUGGAGUGGUAGCCAGGUAACGCAACAAAGAGGCUUUUUAAAAGACCGCUAACUGAUGUAUGAUCAACGGAAAUUAUUUUUAAAAGACAAAUUACUUUCCUUGCUUUUUUUUUUUUGGGAGCUUAUCAGAAAAAUAUUUCUAAAUUAUUAUUUUUCGGCCUUCUUGCCUCAUGGACCGGUUCGAAGACCACUCACAAAGGUUCACUUUUAUUUUUUAAUUUUUGGAUAAAGAUUUUAUUAUUUUUGCUAACCAUGGUGAUGGUUUAUCUCUUCUUUUAAUUCCGUUCCUGAAACACAGUUCGUAUCAAAUGAAACGUUAAUCUCUAAAGCACAGUCGACAGUCGACCUCGUUCUCUUGAACUAUCGAGGUCGAAGGUCAACCUCCCGUCUCUGUUUACUGGGGCGGAGGCAGCGCUCUGAUUGGCCGGCCUGAACAUUCCUCUUCAUCAUGUGGACUGUGCUGCUGAACCGUUAAUUCGUUUUUGUGUACCUUUUUUAAUUUUUGUUUUAAUUGUUUUGUAGAUAUGCAAGAAUUUUGCCUUUUAGCUUUCUAAAAAUACUUUUUAAACAGAUUUUUUUUUUGACAGCCUCAUGCUCACAUAAUUGCCAACACACAAGUAAAGCCCUACCUUUUAAAUGUUUACAUGUUUUUGUAAUGAAAUGUCUAGAAAGUCAUCUUAUCUAUUUUCAUACUUAGAAUCAUGUGCAGCCUAUCUGAAAAGACGCAGUGGUUUAAAAAACGUUUAAUCCGAGUUUAAUGUAGCCCACUUAUAAGUGUAAACAUCAUUGAAUAUAGUACAACUAUAAUUUUACAUCUGUUGGUUGUGUUUCCGUUUUUUUACUCUUAAGGUGCGAAUAUUCGCCUUGCGCUACCUGCGCGAGCAAACUUUACACGAGUGAUUCAGCAUCGAGCGAAAUUAAGUUCAGUUGAAAUAUUUCAACCCCAGCGAAAGCUGCGUGAACAAGGUCGAACCAUUUCUCUCACUAGUCCUUUUUCCAUCAGAUUUUCAAGCGAAUUAACUCUUAAAGCGAAUUAAUUUGUAGCGACAUAAGAAGCGCCUAAACGGUUUUCCAUAGACAGAAUGAUUAUAGCGAAUUAAAAUUGUGUCACAAUGCCCCGUGUUGAAGCGCAUUUUUCUGACCCGCUAGAUGAUUUUCCAUCAACAAUGCGCAUGCGCGACAUUCUAUAUCGCUUCAGCCGUUUUCCAUUACUUUUAUGUCGCUAGAACUUUCCCAAAACCACCUCUGCAGAGCGAAUUAACUUAGUGCGACAAAAUCGGCGUUAGAGCGAUAUAACCCUUUUUCCAUCACAUAUGUCCCACUAACUUUUGAUGCGCAUCAUUUUAAAGCGCAUUAUCUUUUUGAUGGAAAAAGGACUACUGACUAUUUAAUUUCUCAGCUAAGCUUUACAUUGGUUUUGUGUUGUCAGAUGAACCUGACGCAUAAAGUUGGGGGAAUGAUGAUUUGCGAACCAUCAGGUGAACGCUAUUGUCUGGUCUGUUCUGGAUGGUACAGACCCUAAAGGUCUCUUCAGCUUUGUCUAGGUAUUUCCUGUGUAAUAAAGGUGCUAUAGGUGAUGUUUUAAAGAAGUGCAACAUGAAUCUAUUUUGUAUAAAGGACGUAACCGUCAGCUACGAGUGAAACGGUCUGUGAGAAGAUCUGUUUUGGUUGGCUGAGCGCCUGACCAAUGAGGACAUCUCUUCGCUGAUUGGUCUGGAGAUCUACCACGCCUGUCAAUCACAGCUGUAGGAAGACCUCCCAAUGGGAGGAGGAGAGAGGAUUUUUUUGUUACAUUUCACAUUCUUGCUUUCUUGCCUUUUUCUGCGCCGUCUUUACCACUCUGUAAUCGUACCGGCAGCAGUUAUUUAUUUUGUUCAGUUGUUGGAUGAAUCUGUGAAAUGGGCUGUGUAAUACGUCUCUCGUCCUGGUCAGCAUAAAGGUGUGUUGUGCCAUUCGUCUUCCACAGAGUCUGCCUUCACCAAUGUUCUCUUUAAAUAGGAGUCUAUUGUCAUGGAGGAACACCAUAAUUCUGCCAUCUUUAUGCGGGGGCAGCCUCGGUUGCCAUGGUUUCCAUAAAAAAAGUUAGAAGCAGUUGAGACAUUAUGCACAAACAAUGUUUCAAAACAUCGUGUUCCUGAACCAUGGGGUUUUAUGUCCGGUCUUUUGUGUGUUGCCAAAGUUUUGAAGGUCUUGUUUGCACAGUACGUAAUUAUGCAACAGUUUUACAUGAAUAUGCAACCAGCUACAAGUCAUUCGGGCAUGCCGCUUCGAUCGACUUUUAUUGUGCCGUCAUUGUGAACCGUCAGUCAUUGUCUGUGUUUCUCUGUCAACUGUUCCUGGUCCUGGGGUUGAGGCGGUGGCUGGCUGGCUUUGUUGAACUGUAUUAGGUGUCUGACUUGAACGUGUGUGGAUAUGGUGUGGUAAUAAAUAUAUUAUAAUUUCUAAA
Molecule: messenger RNA, 4040 nt
Organism: Gadus morhua (Atlantic cod)
Lineage: Eukaryota; Metazoa; Chordata; Actinopteri; Gadiformes; Gadidae
Product: protein phosphatase 1D
Exons: 6
Coding region: 146-1606 (486 amino acids)
Biological process (GO): protein dephosphorylation
Molecular function (GO): protein serine/threonine phosphatase activity; cation binding
Source: RefSeq, a predicted model, not a curated record